Cavia porcellus (domestic guinea pig) is the source of this 4962-nucleotide messenger RNA. It is a transcript of the gene Irf2bp2, whose product is annotated as interferon regulatory factor 2 binding protein 2. The coding region runs from base 467 to 2116 and encodes 549 amino acids. The record is from RefSeq and is a predicted model, not a curated record. The transcript has 2 exons. NCBI's taxonomy places the organism in Eukaryota, Metazoa, Chordata, Mammalia, Rodentia, Caviidae. Gene Ontology annotation, molecular function: transcription corepressor activity. Gene Ontology annotation, cellular component: nucleus. Gene Ontology annotation, biological process: regulation of transcription by RNA polymerase II.
CGAAGCUAUCGAAGAAUCAAGUCGGUAGAAGCGGAGCGACCGCGGCGGCGGCGGCAGCGGCGGUAGCAGCAGCAGCAGCAGCGAGGCGGCGGCGGCGCUAAGGCGGACUGUACGCUGCAUAGCGGCGACGCCAGGAGCUGGGAGAGCGCGGCGGCGCGGCCCGCCCCGCGCGGCAUGCCCAGCCGCUCGGGCUGAGCGCGCCUCGGCGGCCGGCCCCCGCCCCGCGGGCUCCCCGCCCCCCGGCCCGCGCCCGCGGCCAGUCUUCGCCCCGGUGUGGAGGCCCGCCGCGCCCCCGCCGGCCCUCGCGCCCCUCGCGCCCCGCGCGCGCCGCCUGCCCGCGGCUGCUGCCUCUGUGCGGGCUCUGCAGCUGCCGCCGGUCGGGGAGACGCGGGCUUGGGGCGCGCGGCGGGCGCGCGGGGUGCAGGCGGGGGGCGGCGGCGCCCCCCCCUCGCGCCCCUCGGGCGACAUGGCGGCGGCCGUGGCGGUGGCGGCCGCGUCGCGGCGGCAGUCCUGCUACCUGUGUGACCUGCCCCGCAUGCCCUGGGCCAUGCUCUGGGACUUCACGGAGCCCGUGUGCCGCGGCUGCGUCAACUACGAGGGCGCUGACCGCGUGGAGCUGGUGAUCGAGACAGCGCGGCAGUUGAAACGGGCGCACGGCUGCGUUCCCGAGGGCCGCUCCCCGCCCGGCGCUGCGCCUCCCGCCGCCGCCAAGCCGCCGCCGCUGUCGUCGGCCAAGGACCUGCUACUGCCCCCGCCGCCUGCACCCGAGGCCUCUCCGCGCGCGCCGCAGGCCCUCGAGCGUUUCCCGCGUCUGGGCGCCGAUCUCACGGGCCGCGCACCCGCCAACGGGAUCCUGGUGCCCAAUGGCUUCUCCAAGCUGGAGGAGCCACCUGAGCUGAACCGGCAGAGCCCUACCGCGCGCCGCGCCCACGCCGUGCCGCCCACCCUCGUGCCGCUGGUGAACGGCUCGGCCGCUCCGCUGCCAGCCGCUCUCGGCCUGGGCGCCCGCGCCGCCGCGUUGGCCGCCACGCCGCCCGCCGCCGAACUGGGCGCGCACAAGCGACCAGCCUCCGUGUGCGGCAGUGCGCCCGCCGAACACGAGUCGCGCGACACGGCCAAGGAGAAGCCGCCGCCGCCAGCCGCGCACCGGGGCCCGGCCGAUAGCCUGGCGAGCUCGGCCGGGGCUGCAGAGCUGGGCACCGAGGCUACCGGCAAAGGGCGCGGCGCACCCGCGGAGCAGGACUGGGUCAACAGGCCCAAGACCGUGCGUGACACGCUGCUGGCCUUGCACCAGCACGGCCACACGGGACCCUUCGAGAGCAAGUUCAAGAAGGAGCCGACCCUGACUGCAGGCAGGUUGUUGGGUUUCGAGGCCAGCGGGGCCAACGGGUCUAAAGCAGUUGCAAGAACAGCAAGGAAAAGGAAGCCUUCUCCAGAACCAGAGGGUGAAGUCGGGCCUCCCAAGAUCAAUGGAGAGGCCCAGCCAUGGCUGUCCACUUCCACAGAAGGGCUUAAGAUCCCCAUGACUCCUACAUCCUCUUUUGUGUCUCCACCACCACCCACUGCCUCACCUCAUUCCAACCGGACCACACCGCCUGAAGCGGCCCAGAAUGGCCAGUCCCCCAUGGCAGCCCUGAUCUUAGUGGCAGACAAUGCGGGGGGCAGUCAUGCUUCGAAAGAUGCCAACCAGGUUCACUCCACCACCAGGAGGAAUAGCAGCAGUCCGCCCUCUCCGUCCGCUAUGAACCAAAGAAGGCUCGGCCCUAGAGAGGUGGGGGGCCAGGGCCCCGGCAGCACCGGAGGACUGGAGCCCGUGCACCCAGCCAGCCUCCCAGACUCCUCCCUGGCCACCAGCGCCCCCCUGUGCUGCACCCUGUGUCAUGAGCGGCUGGAGGACACCCACUUUGUGCAGUGCCCCUCCGUCCCUUCUCACAAGUUCUGCUUCCCUUGCUCCAGACAAAGCAUCAAACAGCAGGGAGCUAGUGGAGAGGUCUAUUGUCCCAGUGGGGAGAAAUGCCCUCUGGUGGGCUCCAAUGUCCCCUGGGCCUUUAUGCAGGGGGAGAUUGCAACCAUCCUUGCUGGAGAUGUGAAAGUGAAAAAGGAGAGAGACUCGUGACUUUUCCAGUUUCAGAAAAACCCAAUGAUUACCCUUAUCCAAAACUGCUUGAAUUGUAUAUAUAUCUCUCUAUAUAUAUAUAUAUCCAAGACAAGGGAAAUGUAGACUUCAUAAACAUGGCUGUAUAAUUUUGAUUUUUUUUUUGAAUACAUUGUGUUUCUAUAUUUUUUGACGACAAAAGGUAUGUACUUAAAAAAGCAUUUUCUUCUUUUGUUAAUGUUAUUAGCAUAUCUUUGUGCUUUAUUAUUCUGGUGACAGUUACCGUUCUAUGUAGGCUGUGACUUGGCUGCUUUUUUAGAGCACUUGGCAAAUCAGAAAUGCUUCUAGCUGUAUUUGUAUGCACUUAUUUUAAAAAAAAAGCCAAAUACAUUUUCUGACAUUGUAAGAUUGCCUUACUGUCUGUUAUUCCUUAUUGCUGGCCCCUUUCAGAGGCUAGAGGCCAGUUGUUGGAGAAAGGGGUGCUAUUGUCAAGUGGGAAAUAUCACCAAGUUUACCCCAAAAUGUGUCUUGGAGGAGUAGGGAAGUAUGUUUUAAAUCUCUCUAUUUUGUUCUUAAAGUUCAGUUCUUGGGACAUGGACUGAGAGGUGCUGCUGAGAGAUUUUCUGAAUUGUUUGGUUUUGGGGGGAAGAGGGUCUUUUUUUUAUUUUUAUUUUUUUUUAAGACAAAGUUGACCGCUGUUCACUUCCCACGUGAUCAGUUGUAAGAUUACGAUGCUGCAUGCUAGUUGGUUACAUAAUACACAGUUCCAGCAAUGGAGGCAGUUUCGAGGGGUGGUGAUGUGUACAAGAUGGCACUGCCAUCUUGGAGUGGAGCCUGGCUCUGCAGCGCCCCUUCAUCUCUCGGAACACCCCAGACCUCUGUUUGUUGUUGCUGUCUUUUCCUCUGAAGGAAUGGCAAGAAAAGUUGCAGUCUAGGUGACCUUGGAGAUUGUGAGACUGGUUUUGUUUCUGUUUUGUGUUGUGUUUUGUUUUUACCAUUUACCUGUAGUGCUAUUGCUGUUGAUGCUAUCACCUACACCCUGUUUCAGUGAGUGCUAAAUACAGUAUGGUACAAUGACAGUAACAGCUGCGGGUGAUGCCAGGGCUGCCUGUACCAGUGUAUCAGUGACAGUCCAAGUGUGCGUGGAGGAAACCUGUAAUUUCCUUCUUACAUGUGUUUGAAAUACCAAGUGAAUAAUACUGUUCUGGAAAAAAAUGAUUAGUGAAAAAUUUUUAAAUUAAGUGUUUUACCUACUAGGCAAGCCCCACCUAAAACUAUUUUUAGAAACCUUUUGUAAACUUAAUUUUUUUAAUCACUAUUGCUCAUCAGUAAAAUGAUUUUUUUAACCAUUAAAUCAUCAGUUGUUGGAAAUAGUUGUCUCACAGUGAUACUGGUUUUUCUUUUGUGCUGUUAUGAUUUAACAUUGACAGGAACACUUAAAUCUUAUGUUCAGGUGUUUGUAACCUGGACUUGUAAUUAGGCUGAUUCAUGGCUUCUAGGUCCACUGCACUGUAUGUGUUCACAGCCUAGCUUUCAUUUUAAUCUGAAAAAUACAGAUUACUACCAACUUGGAUUUCUUCUUUUAGUUAUGUGUUUGUCUUUUUAUUUUAAUUGCUCAAAAUAUUUUCAGUGGUCAAGUUACUGAACACAUGAAAAUCAGAUACUGCACCAAAUACAGUAUUUUUGUAGUGUUUUAAAUGAGUGCACCUAUUACCAGUGCUGUGCAAAUUCAUGUUACCAGUCAUUGUUAUAUUACAAACAGACUUGCAUGAUUAACCAGUUUGUUGUUACACUUUUUUUUAAUUGGAGUUAUGUAUGACUCAGAUCAGACUGGUCUCUCUUGUGUGAACGCACACAUGCAAAAAACAGUUUUACAUGCCCAUAAAGAUAUUUGUGAAGAAUUCAGCUAUUACAAUCUGUUGUAUAAAUGUGUUUCUAGGCACUUUAUUAUGAACUGGAAUUUGACUUCACAGAUGUUACAACUUGAUCAGUCAUUUGACCUAAUUUGUAGUGGCUAUCUGUAUGUUUUGCAAUCUUAACACAGAUAAGCUCUCCAAAAAGAUUAAUAAAGAACUAAUGUGCUGUAGAGGAGAGGUCUAUCCAGCUGUGGAAAAGACAACCUGUGGUUUUUCUGUGUUGGUGAAGAAGGGUGAAUUUUGAACACUUUCAAAGGGUUGCAUUAUUGAAGUUCCUGCUAUUAAAAUAUUAGGUCUGCAUGAGUCUGACUGGCCCUUGGGUGGCCUUUGGGAAAGGCCUAUAGUUGGAUGCAGAGUGUGGAUCUGGGUUCUUUUUCUGGCAUUCUGUUAAGUUAAAAAGUUAACACUGGGAUGUGGGUUUGAUCCUUUGUUGGACCUGAUGACAGUGCAGGGAUUCUCCACAGCUGGAUAGAAAUGUCAGAAAGCUACUUACUGUACACGGGCAGUAUCAGAUUUCAGAUCCUAAUAUUUCAGCUGUGCUUUUAAUACUCAGAAUAUUAGGGGUUGGGGUGUUGAAGCUUUCCCUUUUUUGCUUUAACAAUUUAUAGAAUUUAACAGAUGUACUGUCUUUCAUGUGGCCUCACAUUUAAAGUUAUGAGAACGUACACAUGGUUUACAACUUUUACUAUAUACCUUUCCUUGGCCACCAAGUAUUUUAAAAGUGUGCCACCUUUUAACCUUGACUUUUUUUUUUUAAGUUGAAGGUGAUACUUUUUCUAUAUAUGAUGAAAUUCAUGUCAACUGAAGUAAGUGUAAUCUUAGAUAUCAACAUUAUAUUUUAAAAUCACGCUAUGGAAAUAUCACCUGCAUUCUGUCAUUUGUCAGAUUUAUAGUACCUUUUUUUCUUUUAACUUUUAGCAUUAAAUAAAAAAUAAAAUUGGGAGCACUGAA